Messenger RNA from Cynocephalus volans (Philippine flying lemur), 441 nucleotides. RefSeq names its product calcitonin gene-related peptide 2. Gene Ontology annotation, molecular function: hormone activity; calcitonin receptor binding. Gene Ontology annotation, biological process: adenylate cyclase-activating G protein-coupled receptor signaling pathway; regulation of cytosolic calcium ion concentration. The transcript has 3 exons. Lineage: Eukaryota; Metazoa; Chordata; Mammalia; Dermoptera; Cynocephalidae. Gene Ontology annotation, cellular component: extracellular region. The record is from RefSeq and is a predicted model, not a curated record. Bases 1 to 441 code for a protein of 146 amino acids.
AUGGGCUUCUGGAAGUUCUCCCACUUCCUGGCUCUCAGCAUCUUGGUCCUGUACCAGGCCGGCAGCCUCCAGGCAGCGCCAUUCAGGUCUGCUUUGGAGAGUAGCCCAGACCCAGCCACACUCAGUGAAGAGGAAGCGCGCCUCCUGCUGGCUGCAUUGAUGCAGGACUAUGUGCAGAUGAAGGCCAGUGAGCUGGAGCUGGAGCAGGAGCUGGAGCAGGAGCAGGAGACAGAGGGCUCUAGCCUGGACAGCCCCAGAUCUAAGCGCUGCAGUAAUCUGAGUACCUGCAUGCUGGGCACAUAUACGCAGGACCUCAACAAGUUUCACACGUUCCCCCAAACUGCAAUUGGGGUUGGAGCACCUGGCAAGAAAAGGGAUAUGGAAAGCGACUUGGAGAGAGACCAUCAACGUCAUGUCAGCAUGCCCCAGGAUGCCAACUAA